AUGUUCUUCAAAGGAAGAACCUGGCUUUGGUUAUACAUCACAACAGGUUUUGUUCUAGGGAGUGAACUCCACGGCCCAGAGCAACGCGGAGGGAAUAAUUGUUUUCAGCUGAACAGCUUUCGGUGCAGCUUUGAGGGAGCAGAACGUUACUGUCAUGCUCAGGGAGGACACCUUGCUUUCACCUGGAACCAGGAGGUUCAAGAUCUCCUCUGGGACUUUCUGGAAAAAGAAAAGUGGUGGGUCGGGGGAAAUUUAACGUUGCCGAAAAAACACCAAGAAAAAAACCAUCCAGCAGAUGUCACAGCCUGCCCAGCCACCAAGCCCGCCAGAUGCGUCUACCUGACCAGAAGUCACAAUCAGACCUCAUCCAAAGAGGGCUCUUGCUCAGCGAAGCAUUACUUCAUUUGCCAAGCUGAUGCCUUUUCAGACCAAGAUGCCAAUUAUGAAAGAACUGGAAACAAUUCUCAUUCACAUGGGAAGCUCAAGAGGACAAAAAAAGAAGUCAUAAGACCGAGAAGCAAAGUGACCUCAGGAGACACUCAUCUUUCAACCGCAUGUCACCAGCCUGCUCAGGCUAACAUGUCCAAGACCCUGUGCCAUCAUCUCAGCCCAUUUCCUUCAGCGCCACCUGAAGUCACACCGCAGGGGGUGUCAGUCACGCCGGCACCUACCAGCAAGCCUCUCCCUCUGACACCAGAGCUCCCCGGGCCUGGAUCUGUAACACGUGCUGGAAAAGCUCUGGAAGAAAUAACUUCAAGCCCCAAAGAGGACUCACACCCAAGCGUCUUCACCAGUCACCCACAAGUACCCUUACAGAAUGCACCUGAUCAGGUCAUAGAUGAGAUAACAGGGAACUUUAGCAAAGCAGUUCUUGGUUUGCAAACUCACAACAAACUGCAGAAAGCUUGCGAGAUCCUUGAGGGACUGGCAGCCUUUAUCCCAGGAUUUUCUGAGUCAGCUCAGGUCAGGGUCAUCAAUACCCUUACAGACCUGAAUGAGCAGCUACUGCAGAGCCCAUUUCUGAACAGCAGCAACCCAGGCUCCAGAACGCCUGUGACCAUCUGCCUCUUCCACUCCCUCAACAAUGUAAUGAAAGCUGGUGAAGCAAGUCGGCCAAGACAUGGCCAUAGCGUAGAAAAUAUGCUGAAAAUGUCCUUGCUGAGCCUUGGGAGGAUCCAGGAGACGUUUCUGCAGCAGAAUCGGUGUGCUGAGCCUGAGGUGACUCUGACCUCUUCCACUGCUGCCCUGAUGCUGAGCAGGCAAAACAUAUCAACAUUGCCUCUGAGCUCUUACACCCUCGGUGACCCAGCCCCUGUGAGGUUAGGCUUUCCAUCAGCGUCCGCCCUGGAGGAGCUCUUGAAAAAACACCCAGGAGUUGAUGUCCAAGUGACAGGACUGGCUUUCAAUCCCUUCAGAGAUUUUGACAAGAAGAAGAUUGUUGGAAGCGUUGGGAGUGUGUUACUAAGCUCUAAUCAUAAAUUACUCCAAGUCCAUGACUUAAUGGAGGAUAUUGAGAUCAUGCUCUGGAGAAAUGCGAGCAUGGAAACCCACCCCACCAGCCUCAACAUGAGCACAGACCACUUUACUAUCACAGUGAACGUCACCUCCCUGGAGAAGUCCCUGAUAGUGUGCAUAGAGCCUGAAGGCCCCCUGUCACUGACACUCUACCUGGGGUUCCAGCACCAGCCCAACCACACCCACUUCCACCUGCCGAAGGAGAAGGUGUCGCAGAAAGAUGAGAAAUACACAUGGGUGCUGAGGCCAGAGAAACUGCGGUAUGGGGUCGGCACCUACUACAUCACAGCCGUGUUGGAUAAAAGCAAGGAGGGCGCUCAGCAGACGCCCACCCUGCUCUCGGUGGUCACUGCCGUCACUCAGUGCUAUUUCUGGGACAGCCUCAACAGCAUGUGGAAGAGCAGUGGAUGCCAGGUCGGGCCGCAGAGCACCCUGGUAAGGACACAGUGUCUCUGUAACCACCUGACCUACUUCGGCAGCGAUUUCUUCCUUGUGCCUCGGACGGUGAAUGUGGAAGACGUGGCUGAGCUGUUCCUUCGAGUGACCAGCAACCCGGUCGGGGUAUCCCUGCUGGCCAGCCUAGUCGGAAUCUACAUGCUCAUAUUCGUGUGGGCUUGGAGAAAGGACCAGGCCGACGCACAGAAGGUGAAGGUCACCAUCCUGGCUGAUAAUGACCCCAGCUCUCAAUUCCACUACCUUAUCGAGGUCUCCACGGGCUAUCGAAGAAGGGCCGCGACGACAGCCAGCGUAGUCAUCACCCUUUAUGGAUCAGAGGGGCGGAGCCAGCCCCACCACCUUUGUGACUCCCAGAAGGCGGUCUUUGAACGCGGGGGACUGGAUGUUUUCCUCCUGGGCACUGCAUCCUCUCUGGGGGAGGUACACAGCCUGCGGCUCUGGCAUGACAAUUCUGGCGCCAGCCCUGCUUGGUAUGUAAGCCAGGUAACUGUCACUGACAUAGCAGGUAAAAGGAAAUGGCACUUCCUGUGCAACUGUUGGUUGGCCGUGAACCUUGGAGACUGUGAGCGCGACCGGGUCUUCAUGCCAGUCUCAAAGAGGGAGCUGUUUUCCUUUAGACACCUGUUCUCCUCCAUGAUCACAGAGAAGUUCACCCAGGAUUGCCUGUGGCUCUCAGUCGCAACUCGACACCCCUGGAACCAGUUUACAAGGGUCCAGCGGCUCACCUGCUACAUGACCCUCCUUCUCUGCAACAUGGUCAUCAACGUCAUGUUCUGGAAAGUGAACAGUACCACCACCAAGAGAGAUGAGCAAGCUCGGGUGGGCCCGUUUGCUGUGACCUGGUCUGAACUGCUCGUCAGCAUCCAAACUGCAGUCAUCUUUUUCCCCAUCAGUCUUGUGAUCGGGCGGCUUUUCCCGUUGAUCCAACCACAGGAGCCUCUGCCUGUCUUUCCUCCCAUCCAGACCUCGUGCCCCUUGGAUGCUUCUUCAGAGCCUCUCUCUCUCACGGAGGUGGUUGAGGAAUUAAAGGAAACUGUGGGAUUCCUGCUCAGGAGAAAUAUGUACCUACUCUCAGAGUGCGAACCAUCUUCAUGGCGUUCUGACAGCAUAAACGAGCUGCUGAAGCUUUUGUCCGGCCUCAUCUGUUCUUACUUAGAGCAUCCAGGCUGUCCCCAGCAGGCAGGACCCUACUGGGCAAAUGUGGUUCCUGAAAACCACCAUCAUUUCUGCAGUUACCUGCUCAGAGUUCUGCAGAGGCUCCAAUCUCACUUACAGACACUGGGUCCCACCCAGGCCGAUCACCCCAGUGACUUCCUUGAUGCAGUCCACCAACUGCAAAAACUCCAGGAACUCUUGGAAACCCAUGUUCUUCCCACAGAGCAAGGGCUAUCCAGGGAGGCAACCAGUUUCCCCAUCCUGGGCCCAGAAGAAGGGAAGCAGCGUCUCUCUAAAGGCUGGCACAGAUGGUUGACAUACUUCUGCUGGCUCCUUCUGGGUGUCACUAGCCUGGCCUCAGCCUUCUUUACAGCACUUUAUAGCCUGGAACUGGACAAAGACCAAGCCACCAGCUGGGUUAUUUCGAUGAUACUGUCAUUGCUUCAGAACACCUUCAUCAGCCAGCCAGCAAAGGUGAUCUUCCUCACGCUGUUCUACUCACUGAUGCUGAACAGGCUGCCACAACUUCACAAAGAGAAGGAACAUCAAACCAGGAGGAUCUUGGCACUCUGGGCAAGAUGUCCUUCCUCAUUACCCGGUUCAAGAGAUAAGAACAACUCCAUCUAUGUAGCCCCCACUAUGAACACUCCAGUCAAGCGCCCAGAAAGAGCCUUGAAAGAGAAGAAGUUCUUCAAGUUGACAGGAGAUGUUUUAGCACAAAUCCUUUUCCUUACCCUGUUGAUGACUACAGUCUACUUGACGCAGAACUCCAAUAGAUUUUACCUCCGUCAAGCUAUCCACAAGAGCUUUUCUCACCGUUUCUCAGAGAUCAAACUUCUUAAGCAUUUCUACACCUGGGCCAAUAGCACCCUCCUUCCCAACCUGUACGGGGAUUACAGAGGUAAGAAUACAGUCCAGGGGCCCACCUGCAAAUGUGGGAUACAGUUGGUUUUCCAUAUGCCUACAGUAACCAUUAGAACACUGGAGAAAGUUUCGCUGGCUGUGUCAAUAUGACUGCACCUCUGUGGGCACCCAAAGUCAGCGAUGCCAUCCAGCCAUCUCAUCCUCUGUCGUCCCCUUCUCCUCCUGCCCUCAAGAGAGUUGGAAGGGCAGAAGGCAAAUUUAAAGGCUCUUAACUCCAGGUGUUCUUUCUUUUUCUCAGGUGCCUUCUUCACCUCCAUGAGACUGGACAUUUUAACUUCCCUUCAGAUAUCAAAGAACUUUGCCUGGUCUGUCAUGUCACAAGUCAUCUACUAUCUACUGGUCUGUUACUAUGCCUUUGCACAGGGUCGCCAGUUGAAACAGCAGAGGUGGAGGUUCUUCGUGAGGAAAAGAAACCUUCUAGAUAUGAGCAUAAUCCUCCUUAGCUUUGUCAUCUUGGGACUUGACCUGACAGUUAUUUCUCUACAUAAAAAACACAUGGUACAAUACCACUAUGACCGAGACAGGUUCAUCAGCUUCUAUGAGGCAGUUAAAGUCAACUCAGCUGUCAUUCACCUCAUGGGUUUCCUAGUUCUUUUGGCAACAAUUCAGCUAUGGAGCCUGCUGUAUCAAAACCCCAGGCUGCAGGUCAUUGACAGAACACUCAGCAAAGCCUGGGACGAGGUAGUGGGCUUCUUGCUGGUCAUCUUGAUCCUGCUGACAGGCUAUGCCAUUGCGUUUAACCUGCUGUUUGGAUGGAGCAUCUCCGACUACCAAACUUUUCUCAGUUCAGCAGUAACUGUUGUCAGUCUCCUGAUGGGAAUCUCUCAUCACAAGGAGGUUACUGCUGUGAACCCAGUCCUGGGCUCCUUUCUUAUCUUCACCUAUGUUGUUUUGAUGGUACUUAUGAUCAUUAACCUUUUUGUUUCUGCCAUUUUAAUGGCCUUUGGUAAAGAAAGGAAAUCCCUUAAGAGAGAGGCCACACUGAUGGAUAUGCUGCUGCUGAAGCUGUCAAGUUUGUUAGGGAUCCAGCAGCAUCAGAGCACAUGUGAGCAAACAGCCCUAACAGCAACAGCCACGGACAAAUGA
Molecule: messenger RNA, 5136 nt
Organism: Budorcas taxicolor (takin)
Lineage: Eukaryota; Metazoa; Chordata; Mammalia; Artiodactyla; Bovidae
Gene: PKD1L3
Product: polycystin 1 like 3, transient receptor potential channel interacting
Biological process (GO): detection of mechanical stimulus
Cellular component (GO): membrane
Molecular function (GO): calcium channel activity; protein binding
Source: RefSeq, a predicted model, not a curated record